This is a messenger RNA of Clarias gariepinus (North African catfish), 1638 nucleotides long. Its product is annotated as pachytene checkpoint protein 2 homolog. The transcript is spliced from 15 exons. Gene Ontology annotation, biological process: meiotic recombination checkpoint signaling; reciprocal meiotic recombination. The record is from RefSeq and is a predicted model, not a curated record. The coding region runs from base 80 to 1378 and encodes 432 amino acids. NCBI's taxonomy places the organism in Eukaryota, Metazoa, Chordata, Actinopteri, Siluriformes, Clariidae. Gene Ontology annotation, cellular component: nucleus; chromosome. Gene Ontology annotation, molecular function: ATP binding; ATP hydrolysis activity.
GCGGAGUUCGCUUCCGGGUCAAUAUUUGGGCGGGAUUUUCGUGGCUUGAGAGGUUUAAACCGUUUAGCUGCUCCUGAGAAUGAACGGUGAGAAAAUGGAGGUAGGCUGGAAUCACCAGCAGCAGCCGUGUGCGGACGGUGUUCCUAAUAAAGGUGAAGUUCACAUCGAGGUUCAUGUUAAAUCACAAAGCACGGCGAGGCGGGCUGAUGUAAGGACACAUGUUUUGGCUCUGCUCGACCGACACAACCUCGUCAUGGGAUCCUUCAAGUGGACGGAGUUUGAUGACGAAUUUUUGACCAGGAAUGUCGAGUCUGUAUCUGUGGUCGACGUUGAUGCACAGCCGUUAGAUUUAAAGGCGAGCAAGCUGUGCAUUCACAUCUUUGCUCUCAGUGAUGAUGGACCAAGCAUGCUAAACCUGGAGGAGGAGGAGGCGAUAUCUGCAGCCAAUCACUGGCUCCUGCCAGCAGCUGAGUUCCACGGGAUCUGGGAAAGCCUGGUUUAUGAGGAAGGAAUCAAAACACAACUCUUGGAUUAUGUUUCGACAGCCAUGUUCUUUUCUGACAAAAACGUUGACAGCAAUCUGGUUGCAUGGAAUCGUGUCGUGUUGCUUCACGGGCCGCCAGGAACAGGAAAGACGUCGCUGUGUAAAGCCCUGGCACAGAAACUUGCCAUCAGACUCUCAGAAAGAUAUUCCUACGGACAGUUUGUCGAAAUCAACAGCCACAGUUUGUUCUCAAAAUGGUUUUCAGAGAGCGGAAAACUCGUCACAAAGAUGUUCCAGAAGAUUCAAGAGCUGAUCGAUGAGCGAGAGGCGCUUGUUUUUGUCCUCAUUGAUGAGGUGGAGAGUCUUACUGCAGCCAGAAACGCCUCUCAGGCUGGAACCGAACCAUCAGAUGCCAUCCGAGUGGUCAACUCUGUCCUUACCCAGCUUGACCAGAUCAAACGACACCCGAACGUGGUGAUCCUCACUACCUCAAACGUCACUCAGAAGAUCGACCUGGCCUUCGUGGACAGGGCGGAUAUAAAACAGUAUAUCGGCUUGCCGAGUGCCCAGGCCAUCUUUAACAUCUACCUGUCGUGUCUGGAGGAGCUCAUGAAGCGACAGAUCAUUUACCCACGGCAGCAGCUGCUGAACCUCGUGGAGCUCAGUACUUUGGAUUACAUCGAGAGUGAAGUGACCAAGCUCAGUCUGUGUCUGCAGGAGAUCGCAGAGAAGAGCGUUGGCUUUAGCGGUCGUACCUUAAGGAAAAUUCCCUUCCUGGCACAUGCACUCUACGCAAAGACAUCUGUGAUGACCCUAGAGAAUUUCCUUAGCGCCAUGGACAAGGCUGUGGCUCACCAAAUAAAGCAACAGAAGAAGCUAGUUAACUGUGUAUGAGUGUAAGCUGCUGACUAAUGCUUAGUAUUGACUCCUGAAAAGCACUUUGAGCAGAAUUGAUUUUUAAAAAGGACAAUGUGACGAGUUUGGUUUUUACAAGUUCAAGUUGUUGGUCUUCUUGUGAGUUUGUUGACUGUGUUGUUGUGUGUAAACAAAUAAUGUUUUGUGAUUUUAUGUGUAUUUAAAAAAAUGUCAAUUAAACUGUGCUAAAAACAAACAAACAAAAUCUCUGGAAUUCAACAGAUCACCACUAGAUGGCC